Messenger RNA from Emericellopsis atlantica, 5838 nucleotides. RefSeq lists its product as uncharacterized. Gene Ontology annotation, molecular function: metal ion transmembrane transporter activity. Gene Ontology annotation, cellular component: membrane. The record is from RefSeq and is a predicted model, not a curated record. The transcript is spliced from 9 exons. Lineage: Eukaryota; Fungi; Ascomycota; Sordariomycetes; Hypocreales; Bionectriaceae. Gene Ontology annotation, biological process: transmembrane transport; metal ion transport. The coding region runs from base 1 to 5838 and encodes 1945 amino acids.
AUGGCGAGCCCGCACAGUUCCGUGCCCCCAUUAGGCAUGACUGGUACAGCGCCUAAGAAGGCCACAAUGAAGCGCACGACCACUGCGCCAUGGACAGCUGCCGUGCAAGGGAACCGGGCAUCUGGAAAUACUUCACCUAUGGAUAGGGCCGGCGCAAGCCCACGUGUCAGCAGCGACAUUGCAAGCCCCAGGUCGCCCUCCACACCUACACAUGGCGCUACGAAAGUAGCGGUCCCAAAACCGAGUGGACUGUCUCACUCAGCCAAGCUGCAGGAACUGCAGAAGAAGUGGGAGCGGGAGAGAGGCAGAGAACCUACCAAGGUCGUUCCUAGCUUAGGAGGGCAGACUCCACGGGAACCGCGCAGCGACAGUGGAACUGGGGCUAAUGUCACCGGCGGAGCAAUAACAAGCAACGGUGUUAGCAAACCAAUCGUGGCUUCGCCAGUCCCCCUACCUACUUAUGCUUCCUCUGCUAAGCGUCCAGCCCCGGAGCUUGAUGAGCCACAGGAUGGGCCAUUGACCAAGCGACAACAUGUCGAAUCGGCUUCCACCAAACCACCGACUGACCAAGGCAGCUCAGAGCUCCAGCAUCAUGUUGAUAAGAUGGCACGAGAUGCUGAAGCAGUUCGGGCUUCGAAUAAGGUACCAGCCGAAAAGAACGAUAGGGGACGGAACUUGCCCGUAGAGGUCAUUGUAAAUGGACAGACCUAUAAAGUUAUCGAAUGGGCUGGGGAUCGGCGGUAUCUCGAUUACUACGCGGACAAUAGUGCAAUGCCCGAGUCUAGCUGCGGCGCGUUGCUGCCAAUAGGCUAUCGUACAUUGCCAGAAGCAAUCGCCAGGUUCAUAUGUCCUGUCCACAAUUGUCGAAAGAGACUUGAUACAAUCCAUGCACUUGGGGGUCAUUUCGCCCAAACCCACAGACGCAGAGCCUUCAAUGAUAACAAGUGUGGCACAAUCUCUGAAAUCGGGUUUUAUAAUUUCGAAGACUUCGCCAAAGGACCGGCCGUUAUUAUAUCGCAAAACGAGCUGCCUCCAGGAGCCCCUGCGCCAGCCGAGCCCACAAUGUCCGUCGCAAAUAUCCAACGGGCAGCGCGGCUGUCGACUGGCACCGGUACCGGUACCAGUACUAUUAGGCUGGACAUGUCAGAUUCGGAAAGAUCUAAAGAGCCCGAACUCGCAGACCUCAUGUCCCUUACGGCCCCCGGUGCAUCUACAGUACCUGCGGUCGCCCCCGUACCUGCGGACACAUCAUCGGAGGUCUUGGCAUACCUCCAUGGCUUCCUCCGCGAGGGACAUACAGUCCCUAAAAGAGAGGACAUUGCGUAUAUGCUGCAGCUGAAGCCUUUGCGGGAGCUACCUGGCGAAUGGCUGGCCGAACACGCAGGCAGCAUGGAGCUCGAUGUCAAGUUUUACGCAUGCGCUCUUGCAUACCUCGUGGGCGAUGAGGUUCAAGGUUCCGACAAGUGUAUGCAAGCCGAGAACAACAAGAACCGCUCUACGUGUCGGUUAUCGGCGUGCUGCAUCGCGCUUCCCUCAUUUAUGCCUAAAGAACUCAAAGAGAUCUUUAGUAAAGUCACUACGUGUGUUGGAUGUCGGUACUGGGCUCAUCUUCAGCGCCAGAGUAACCCUUGCGACUGGAACCCAAACCGCCGACAGCCUGGCACCAAACCGCGGAGGGGUGCGAAUCGGAAGUCAUCGAUUUAUGACGAGACCGGGACCGGGAGUGAUGAAAUGCCUCGAUCUCCGAGGUCAGGGUCUGAGGAUGUCGGCCAGGUGUCGAAGCCCACAUUGCCACCGCCAUCGUUACCUGCGCCCCAGAUGUUCGACGACACGAUGGAUGACUGGGAAGAAGCCCCUGGCAGGCUUCUCGUUGAGACCGCUACCGAGCCUUUAGGCAUCGCCUACUCUAACAUUUAUACAACAAGCGAGCAGUCAGUCGAUAUUGCUAACGACAUUGGCUUUAAUCGAGUGCGUCUGCACCCAGGCAAGUCGCAUUCCUGGCCCGCAGACUCUCACAAGAUUCGCAGCUGUGAGGUUGUUGCUGGCAAGAUCGACUGCAAAAUUGGCGACCAGUCAUUCACCCUCGGACACGGCGGCCUUUUUGUCAUACAUCCCGGCAAGGAAUGCAUGAUCCGAAACCACCGAUACUUUGAAGCGGGCAAGAAGAUGGCAACGCAGGCGCUGGAGUCCUCCUCACAGCCAACACCAAGCGAUGACUCUCCAUCUUCGAUAACGAAAACCCACACAAAAGAUUUACCGACAGACAAGUCAGCAUCCGGAGUCUCUGAGGAAUCGGAAAGAGCGACACGUUUCAUCAAGGAUCCUGACGGCGAUGAGACUCACGACCAGACCACGGUCGACAUCAUCACCGUGCCAUGCCCUGGAGGCGAUGCUCUCCGCAGCUGGAAUCGCGAUGGCCUCCUCGGUCGCUACUUUGGUGCUCCAGCCAUGCGCGACGCCGAGGGUGCGAGUGGCAAUCUGCAAGGUGCCUCGUGGGUGAGACAGGGAAUCCGUCGGGAGGCUAAUGUCGCGAGGAUUCUGCUGUAUGAGCACCCAGUUCUCGAGGAAGGGACGACAAUAGGCGACCUUGCAGACGCAUUACUAGAAGACUUGAGGGCAACAAGGGAUGAGAGCGCCAAUGGACAGCGACCCAUCGUCUUCAUCGCGCAUAGUCUAGGCGGUCUCGUGGUGAAAAUGCUCCUCGCGAAAGCGAGUCGCGACAACCGGUUUGAGGAUAUAUUGAGAGAUUGUUACGGAGUGGCAUUUUUCGGAACACCCCAUCAGGGCUCCAGUUACUUCUCGAUGCCAUCUCUCGCGCCUAGCAUCCAAAGUCUCCUCCAGCUCAAGCAGCCUUUGCCGCUGUCUAUCACGGUGGACUUGCGUCCAGGCAACUCACUGCUCCUCCGAGCUGAUGAAGCAUUCAAAGACAUUGCCCACGACCUCAGGGUGUGGACAUUGUACGAGACCAUCGACUCCAGGCUCAGCAGCAGCAGCAGCAGCGCAAGGGGCGACGAGGACAGAGACAAGAAGGACAAUCUUUACUUCACCGCAACGCUGGCCUCCAUCAAGUCAGCCAUCAUGGGCAUGCGACAAGAGAGGAUCUUCCCCCUGCAGAGCGACCAUGCAAAUGUGGCCUCGUUUGGUCGACAUAACGCGCACACUCUCAAGCUCUUCCUAAGACAGCUCGCUGGCCUCAUAGGGCGAGCGGACGCUAGCGUACGAGAUGACAAGAACAGCGGCGCAAAGUGGUCUCUCAAUCUGGAACAGAAAGUUGGCGUGGAGGUUCAUGGUUUCUUCGAUGAUGCGACCAUUGGCCAUGAUCCAGUCAUACGCGCGUGGUCGACAAAGUUGCCCCUCAAGGAGUUUCUUAUAAAGGGUCCCGAGGAGUGUUUACGCGAGAGGCUGAGUGAAGUUGAGGACGUCCCUGACGAACGACAGUUCUUGCGAAACAGAGGCCGGACUAUGUCCAUGACCGAGGCGGAAAAUGACCGGGUCAGGAGAGAGGCUGCUGCCAGAGAAGGGCUGGGUAUCAGGAACCAGCUUCUUCAGUCGUCGACGCCACCAAUCUCGCCCGUCCUCCGCCCUGUUGAUGCGUCGCCCGGAUCAGCCCCUGAAAUCGUGCCGACGUACCAACAGCACCAGCAGAUCAGACGUUUGUCGUCGCCACCACCCCCUCCCACCGCAGCUUACUAUCGCGUGCCCACGCCGUCUCGGCGGUCAACGCCUGUGAGACGCCCAUCACCGCUCAUCCGAGCAGAUCUUGAGCAGGAGGCGAUCAUAGACCGUCUUUCUCCGCCGUUGCGACCUCGCUCUGUAGGCAGUCUGGGCCGAUCGAUAAGUGACCAGUCCUCGCCCGGCGAAUAUCGCAACUUUCCGCCAUUUUUACCGGCGAGUCUCAGCAGUGCCGGAAACGAAGCACAUCAUGGAGCUGCUGACGACAACGAUGAUAUUGACUCCUCGACUCAACUACCGGAGGCGGUCGUUGCCAUCCGCAAGAGUGUCAAUUCGGGACAAAUAAAACCGCCCGACACAGCUGUAACGGACGAGGCUCCAGUCUGUUUUGCCAGGCCUGAUGUAAGCCAGCGCAAGAGAGCAUCAAUUUCCCCUCCACCAGCUUCUCCCAGCAUGGAAGACGCCAUCUCGCUAUGCCUGUUCCUACCCUAUCUACACUUUGACUCGUAUAAGCGUCUUAUUCAUCGAAGAUCCCUCAUACUGCAACGCUUGACCAGAGGCCGCGCGCGUCCUGUGCCGGAUAGUGUCGCCAAGUUGGACUCCCUGGAGGAACAGGUGGUUUGGGAGUUCCUGGGACAUGAUCCGCCGAUCAACUGUCGUCGGACGCUCGAUCAGUUUGGGUACCCUUCCCUCCGGGACACGCGUGGAAGAGAUGACGACCAGAUGCUUUAUAAGUUAACAAAAGAGAGGGAGAACCGCUAUGGCGAGCACCAGAGGGACAUGUAUGCUCAGUCACUGAAUAGUCGGUCGGCUUCGUAUGGAAGCCAUCGUAGCUGGCGCGAGAGGCUAGCAGGUUUGGACGAUUUGCAAGCCGAGCAGGAGCCGGAAGACGACACAAUUCGCAACGGUAACGUGCUCAUGGUCGAUCAGCUGUGGCUUUGGGUUAUGCACUCUCAUACACUCCUGUCAUUCUUCCCGAAGCGAGAGAGCGACCCUAUUGAAGGACCCCUGUAUCAACAGGCAGAUCUGCGCGAUAGUAUCUUCAACGAAGUGAACGUUGACUUGACCAGGCAGUGUGAGAAUGCGCUAGAUCUUGCUGCGCUUUCGGCACUCCACGCGGUCAGCGUGCUUCUCGACCGCGCUUCGCAUCCCGAUCUUGAAAUUUUCCGCAUCUUUGAGGAAGCCAUCAGUGUCUUGACAGAGAAAUUGACAAACUCCUUGAAGGCAUUCCGCCUGGAGGGAUUCAGAGACAAGGCCUCGGCAUACGAGCCCGUCGAGAACAAGGAGCGGUCGAUCCGCGCUCGCCACAAGGAAGAAGGCCAUCGUGCUGAGCGUGAGAACCGUGAUAACACCUCGGCACUCCUCGAGCUCCGCGAUCUCGAAGACGAGCUGCUCGUCUUGCUCCAACUCUUCGACCGCCAGUAUGCCGUCCUUUCCAGCAUGCUGACUGCCUAUGAUAGCCCGGCGCUCAGGGACAAGACAGCGCGCGGGCGAGGCUUCAUCGCAGAAGCCAUCCGCAGGGUUGGGGAGUACCGCCACCGAGCCGAUGAGAUGAUUGUGCGUGUCCGCGCCACCCGAGAUGACUACGACAAGCUUCUCCAGAUGGUGCAGCGGCAGGCCCAGGUCGACGAAGUCCGAUUGAGUCGCCUGCACGCCGAUCUUGCCAGUGCUCAGAGCCGGAGUGUCAUGAUAUUCACCGUGUUCACUGUUAUCUUCUUGCCACUCACCUUCUUCACGGGCUUGUUCGGCAUGAACACCCGUGAGUGGGAGGCCGAGACGCCCACGCUUGGAUUCAUCGGGUACGUGUCACUGCCAGCGAGCUUUGUCCUCGUUCUGGUCAGUUUCAUGACGGCCUUCAGCACGCAUACCCGAAAGGUGGUGCAGGCGAUCCGAUCAUGGGUCUACCACUGGCUUCGGGCGGCGCAUGAUCACACUCUUGGCCCUGCGGUCGAAGCCUAUAGACAGCGGCAAUACGAGGCGCAACGGAAGAAGAACAAGGGAGGGCGGGGCAAGGAGGACGGACGACGGGGCUUGAAGAAUGAAGCGAGUGACUUUUGGGAGCGUCAUAGGCUCGAGAGGGAGCAGGGGUAUCAGAUUCCAGAGGUCAAUCGCAGGGUCGUUCCGGGGAGAAAGACUGGGAAGAAGAAGGAUAGCAGGACGAGGUGA